Messenger RNA from Pangasianodon hypophthalmus (striped catfish), 4203 nucleotides. It is a transcript of the gene robo4, whose product is annotated as roundabout, axon guidance receptor, homolog 4 (Drosophila). NCBI's taxonomy places the organism in Eukaryota, Metazoa, Chordata, Actinopteri, Siluriformes, Pangasiidae. Bases 209 to 3589 code for a protein of 1126 amino acids. Gene Ontology annotation, biological process: cell-cell adhesion; axon guidance. Gene Ontology annotation, cellular component: axon; plasma membrane. The transcript is spliced from 19 exons. The record is from RefSeq and is a predicted model, not a curated record. Gene Ontology annotation, molecular function: protein binding.
GAGGGAGGGAAAGUGAAAAAAGCACUGGUGGAACAUAAAGAAAAUUCUUUAUAACAAUCCCCAAAUAACUUAGCACAGGUCUGCUGGUAGCAAUCAGCUAAAGCUUGAUUUAGGCUUGCCCUCCACUGGGAAGGCAUUCUAGGGAAAAACUGAGAACUGAGAGAGCAGAAAAGACAAGCAUUCCAGUGUGGAUCUUUUCCAUGUGAAGAUGCAGCUCUCAGCAUGGCUGCUCUGGCUGGCAUUCCUAUGCACCUGCUCGGUGCAAGCGUCAGGUCACUGCAAGUGCCACUGCACGUGUUCACCUGAGGACCAGCAGCUACAGGUGGCUAAGAGGUCAGAGAGGGCAGAGGGCAAAGGAAGUUAUCGCCAUCGCCUGGCACAUGCACAUCCAUCACGCAGAGACAGGGGUCACCGCAGGAAAGGUUCCAGGUUGCGUUCUGAUGAAGUUUCUCCCCGGAUAGUGCAUCACCCGUCUGAUGUGGUGGUGCGUGUGGGAAGUCCUGCCACACUUUCCUGCCGAGCUGAAGGAACCCCAGAACCAUCCAUCCAGUGGCUCCGCAAUGGCAUCCCUCUGGAACCUGAGAAGAUGGAGGGCCAGUCACGGCCCAUCAUCCUGCCUGAGGGUAGCCUCUUCUUCCUCAGUGUGGUGACUGGGAAGAAGAGCCAGUCUCAUGAAGCAGUGUAUUCCUGCCUAGCUCGAAACAGUGCAGGAACUGCAAUCAGCAGGAAUGCCUCUCUGCAUAUUGCAGCUCUGCGUGAAGAGUUUCGUGUGCAGCCCAGUGAUGUGGAGGUAGCUGCAGGAGAGGUGGCUAUGAUGAACUGCAGCCCACCUGUGGGACAUCCUGAACCUAACAUCACCUGGAGGAAAGAUGGCGUCCUCAUCAACACCACAGACGAACACUACACUGAGCUCAAUGGGAAGUUGAUAAUAGCUCCAGCCCGGAAGCAGGACUCUGGCGUUUACAUCUGUGUUGCCUCAAACAUUGUUGGAGUCAGAGAAAGCAGAGCAGCCAGGUUAACGGUUCUGGAGAAGCCGGUGAUCCUACAUGAACCCCAGGACGUUUCUGUGAGCUUGGGAGAGUCCGCACAUUUCUUCUGUGAGGCUACGGGUGACCCGAUGCCCACGGUGGAGUGGAGCAGAGAACAGGGGCCUUUACCCAAUGGCAGGUAUUUGGUUAAUCCAGACCAGAGUCUUCAGAUCCACUAUGUGACGUUACAGGAUGCAGGAAGAUACACCUGUACUGCGGUCAAUGAUGUAGGCGAGUCUAAAGCCAGCGCUCAGCUCUUUGUGGAAGGUACAGAUAGCAGCAGCCAGAAAGAUCUGCAUAAAGAAUUAUCUGCUCUGCGCAUCAGUUUGGAGAACGUCACUGUUCUGAGAACUGCCUCUAACAUCUCACAAGUCACAUGGAAGCUUCAGUCAUCAUCUCAACAACUACACUACCUGGAUGGCUUUGAGGUGCUGUACCGCUCUCUCCUGCCUGCCAGUUCUGAUUGGACAGCACAGAAAGUGGCCCAUCCUGCAGUCCAGACCCACAUCGGUCCACUAAAGAGGGGCUACAAAUAUGAGUUUAAAGUCCGGCCUUAUGGGAGCAAUCUUUAUGGCAGAGAAAGUAACACCAGGCACCUGAGAGUCCCAGAGACUGUUCCCAGUGCUCCUCCUCAGGAUGUGUCUAUAACAAUGCCUGCUGAACACAAUGACACGGCCCAACUGAGCUGGGAGCCCCCGCCUCAUGAGGCUCACAAUGGGAUCAUUCAGGGAUACCAGGUGUGGUGUGUGCAGGAAGAAGACCAGCAAUAUCUGAAUUGGACAGUGGACAGCGGCACACACACUCUGGAGAUCAGGCCACUGCAGCCUGGCAGGGUGUACUGGCUCCGAGUGGCAGCGGUAAACGGUGCUGGAGUCGGAGCUCAGACUAAUCCAUACAGACUGCUCAUAGAGUCAAAGCAGGAAUCAGCUCCACCUCACAAAAGUUCAUUGAGCAUGUCUGAUGUGUUGGCGUUGAUGAGGGAGCCAGUGUUUAUCGGAAGUUUCGUCGCCCUCUUGUGGUGUGUAAUGAUGGUUACAGCUGCUUGUCUGUAUCGGAAACAUGUCAGACCUGCCACUCUGCGAGGAGGACAUCACAAAACAGAUUUAUAUAGACUUGCUAGUGAGGAUCUCAUCAUCAAGCACAGGAUGGCAGCACCUGAUUCUCCAUGGAUGUCAGGAGCUUGGAAGCCUGACUUGUCUGGUGAACAGUGCCAAAGCCUGUGGACACAAAACCAGGAGAAGCCAGAUUUCAGGAGGACCACUCUACCCAUAACAGCAAAAAAAGACACAUCUGUACCAAUAGUGCCAGAUAACUGUGGCGUCUACGGCACCUUCUAUGUGGAUCUGACUGGUAACAGUAUGAAAACCUUUAACAGUCCAAGACAAUGUCCCAAAAUGCCUCACUGCAACAUGCAGCAGCACAGCUCAGAGAUGAUACGCAUCACUCAACCCGCUGCCAAGUCAUCCGUCACCAAAGAGCGGCAAGUACUGCCAUGGAAACGGGCCCUUCCUGCCCAGCCCAAUAUGGGUGUUCGAAAGGAGUCCUGGGAGAAGAACUUCAAACGAGAGCUGCAUGCAGUGAAAAGUGCUCCAUUAGUGCCUAUGCACCAACAAGCGCUGAUGUUGCGCAACAAAUCCAACAUCCAUCAACACAGACUCAGCCAGAAUUCAGGGGGAGUGUCUGAAAACAUGAAACCGCUCAGUUCUCCCAGGAUUCUGCAGUACUCUGCCUCACUGCAUUUGGUGGAUAUGUUGCCCACUCCUCCCCCUCUGCCUAUGGACGACAACCACAGCGUCAGCUCUGAGGAGGGGUCCAGUCGGUCCACUAAGCUGACUGUGGAUGCAGGCUCUCUGCAGUCUGUGUGCGCAGCGUCCACUGGCUGUCCCUCUCGACACAGUCCUUCCUACAGCUGUCUCUCUACAACCUCCUUCUGCCUGUCCACUGGUGACCACCAGGACAACACACUGAGCACAAAAACGCAUGAGCAGUACCUCGAGCUGAGUCCUAAACCACACAGACACAGCACCCUGAGUGAAAAGUCUUCCUCCUUACCUCGGCCAUUCUCCCCCACACCUACAUUCGGGUACAUAUGUGGACCGUCUGAGUGUGAGGCGCAGGAUGAUGUAGACGACGAGCAGGAGUCUCAGGCAGUAGGACUACAGAGAACAGCGCUGAUGAGCACACCCUCCUCCUGCUGCAGCGACUGGGAGGGCUCGAUGUGGAACGACUGGGGGUCAGUGUCUGAGGGAAACGCGACGAGUGCGAGAACGAGCAUCAUCAGCUCUUCAGAUGGCUCCUUUAUGAAUGACGUGAAGUACGCUCGCCUCAUGGCCAUGACAACAGAGUCGAUGAGUGGAACUUUAUCAGAUUUCUCCCCUCCCGGGUCUCCGCUGAGUAUGCUGUUCCCCCCGCGGGACUGUUUCGGGGAGGUGGACCCUCUCACCGCGUGGGAUUGGAGCACAGCCUGGGUGGAGGAGAUGGAGGCCCAGUUUAGAGCGUCCACAGAGACGUCCCAGAACACAAGAGCUGAGCUGCCACACAAAAACACCUCACGGAGAUGAUUACUCAGUCUGCUGCAGUUUGUAUUGAAACUACAGUCGUGUAGAGACUUAGGCCUGAGUCGUAAUCAACAAGAGUUAUUCAUCAAAGCCAGCGUUUUUACUGUGUAUUACAGGCUGCUUAUGGUCGCACCAUGUUGACAUAAAAAAGCUCUGUACAGGAAACUAGUACUCUAAAAUCUACAAUGUAAAUAAACCACUUUUAUUUAAUAUACAGUAUCAUGAAUGCUGGGAUGUAAUAGCCAUCUGAAUAGCACAGGAAAUAUUGUACAAGAGUUUUUAAUAUGUUUCUGUUGUGUACUUUUGAGAGUUUUUUUUAGAUUUAUAGCUCUCUUCUUUAUGUUUCUGUUCUCUUUUUCAUGGAAAACAAGAGUUAAUAUCAACUGAACAUCAGUUUAAACAUGAACACCAACUGAGAUUUGUAAGCUUAGAUCACUGUUCCACUAGAGUUACUGACAAGAUUACAUUAAGAUGACUUAUUCCCUAAAUUAACUUUUUAUAUAUUUCCUAAGCUGUUGAACUAAAAUGUUAUAUUUGAUAUAUUUACUAAUUCCACUGUUCCCUCGAAAGCCUUUUAAUACAAAUAAACUGUGCCUUGGCGAUAGCAGCGGCUGGCA